AUGUUUGAAAAUUUCAAGAAUUCUGCAGAAAGAUUGGAUAAACCAUCACCAUACCUCAUAAGGAAAGCUAGAAAUAAUCAUGGAGAAUUGGAAAGAGCAAUGAAUUCAAAAACAAUUUAUGUUGGUAAUUUAUCUCACUUUACAACUGAAGAACAGAUACAUGAACUAUUUUCAAAAUGCGGUGCAAUAGACAAGAUAAUUAUGGGCCUUGACAGAAAUAAACUAACACCAUGCGGAUUUUGCUUUGUUAUUUAUAAAUAUGAACAAGAAUCUUUAAAUGCUAUGAAAUUUUUACAAUCAACAAUUCUUGAUAGUCAACAACUAAGUAUUGAUUUGGAUCCAGGGUUCCGAGAAGGACGACAGUUUGGAAGAGGUAAACAUGGUGGUCAAGCUAGUCAAGAAAUUAAUGAUAGAGGUGGGUUUAGAGGUUUUAGAGGUGGUUUUAGGUCAAGAGGUAGGGGAUUUAGAGGAAGAGGCAGAGGAUUUAGAGGUGGAUUCAAUCAAACUCAAACUCAAGUAUAUAUACCUUCAAGAGAUCCUACAUUCAAUGGUUAA
Molecule: messenger RNA, 555 nt
Organism: Insectozyma verbasci
Lineage: Eukaryota; Fungi; Ascomycota; Pichiomycetes; Serinales; Debaryomycetaceae
Source: the annotation of a GenBank genome assembly